AUGGUUUCAUUGGCAGGCAUCCCGAUGGAUGCCGCUGCCGUCAUGUCAUCAGUGUUGGAAGGCAUUUUAUACGGAUUUUCAGUCCUCAUGUGUCUAGGUACCAUCUGGACAUUCACCUACAAACGACAUAAGCAGGAUGUCAAUCGGCCAAUCGCUGUAGUUGCUACCCUGCUGUUCGUGCUGAGUACCGCGCACAUAGUUGUAGUCAUUAUUCACAUCGAACGUGGACUGGUGAAGUAUCGUGACACGUUCCCUGGCGGGCCAGUGGCGUUCUUCGCAGACGUUACCCAAGAUACAUUUGUAAUCAAGAAUGCGAUAUAUACCUUGCAAACUCUGCUUGGCGACGGGGUGGUGAUUUAUCGAUGUUACGUUGUUUGGCAAUCUGCCUGGAUUAUUAUCCUACCAUGCAUGAUGUGGUGUGGUGUCGCAGCUUCUGGCAUUUGUUCGGUCUACUACUUCUCUCAAGCGUCCACUGCCGAAAUCGAAAAUUUCUUCGCUAGCAGGAUUGGUCAUUGGGUCGCUACUUUUCUUGCCUCUACACUUGCAACUAAUGUGUUGAGUACCGGAUUACUGGCGUAUCGCAUCUGGAUGACCGAACGCAAGGUCUAUGCAAUGCGCACUACGAAGCCCAAAGUACCUAUAUUGCGCGUGCUUAUAGAUGCUGCUGUUUUGUACUCUGCGGCGCUUGGCUCCUCAAUAAUAUGUUUUGCCCUUUGGAAUGAUGGUCUGUAUGUGAUGGGAGACUUGAUCGUCCCGAUCGUCUCGAUUGCCUUCUACAUGGUAUUUAUUCGCAUCGCGACCAGUCAAAAUAAUCAAUAUUACCGCUCGACUGCCUGUAGAGGGGCCACUGAGACAGAACGAAGAAAAUUGCAACAACAUCCCAUGCAGCCGUUUAUACGCAAGGCGAAUGAUUCCAAAUCCUCCUUGGGUGAUAGCCCAAAAGUAGAGACACAUUCAUUAGCGUAUUAG
Suillus subaureus is the source of this 969-nucleotide messenger RNA. RefSeq lists its product as uncharacterized. The transcript is spliced from 7 exons. Lineage: Eukaryota; Fungi; Basidiomycota; Agaricomycetes; Boletales; Suillaceae. Bases 1 to 969 code for a protein of 322 amino acids. The record is from RefSeq and is a predicted model, not a curated record.